Molecule: messenger RNA, 1633 nt
Organism: Theobroma cacao (cacao)
Lineage: Eukaryota; Viridiplantae; Streptophyta; Magnoliopsida; Malvales; Malvaceae
Source: RefSeq, a predicted model, not a curated record
UGCAAAAGAGUAAUUGACUCGACAAAUUUGGCUAGUACUACUUACAACUCUCUUGGCUCUGGCAUUUUGGUGAACAAAAGCAGAUGAACUAAAGAAGGGCGCAUCCCAGUGAAACGUAGCGUUUGAGGACAUAAGAAAAAUGAACGGCGUCGUUUUAGUGGUUGUUCCUGCGACGGCUCUACCGCUUCUUGAAAACCCAAAAUCCAGAAAGGGAGUUACCGUUACCGUCGUGUUUGUUUCUUUUUCCCCAGGAAAAAGGAAUCGAAUUUUCUCAGAAACCAAACGGGGCGAAAUAUUGGCUUUCUUUUGUUUUUUUUUUUGGCUCUGAUUGUUGCUAGGAAAUGCAAACCUUAGGAACUUUACGACCUCGAUUCACGGAGCUAUUGAAGCGUCCUUGGCUUACUAAACCAUUUAACUUGCGAGCAUUCUCGUCUACACCUCCUGCUGCAUACACCAACCAGUCUCGCGGUGGCCUUCCUCGCUUCUUCUCUGAAACUCUUCCUUCUUCCAAGGGCGGUGUUAUUCGCGUACAAGGAGAUGAAUUUUGGCAUAUGACUAAAGUUCUAAGGUUGAAAACUGACGACAGAAUAGAGCUCUUCAACGGGAAAGGAGGUUUAGUAGAAGGGUGUAUACAAAACAUUGACCGCACCGCAAUCGAUUUUGUGGCUUUGGAAGAACCAAAGUUAGUUCUUCCGCAGAGCCAGUGGCAUGUAUUUGCUGCUUUUGGUUCACUGAAGGGUGGUCGAGCUGACUGGCUUGUUGAGAAGUGUACUGAACUGGGAGCUACUAGUGUGACACCUUUGCUGACAGAACGUUCUUCUGUCAUCGCUGACAAUCGGGUGGAAAGAUUGCAGCGUGUCAUUUUAGCAGCAACUAAACAAUGCCAACGGUUGCAUGAAAUGAAAUUGAAUCAUCCUAUGAAGAUUGAUAAUCUUGUACCUCUUGUUGCCAAGUCGAAGCUGUCUUUUAUAGCCAUAGCAGAAGCUACUCCUCUUGUUGGUGCAUUGACUUCAACAAGAACAGAAUCUAGUGGGCUAAUAAUAGUUGGACCAGAAGGGGGUUAGUAUGCACAACAUAUUAAUCCUCCUACCCUUUUACUGCAUUUGCAGAUUUUACAGAGAAAGAGGUGAAUAUGAUUAUUGAAGCAGGUUCUACAGCAGUUGGUCUUGGGCCUCAUCGAUUGCGUGUUGAAACUGCAACUAUAGCUAUUUUGGCGACCCUAAUGCUAUGGUCUGACUCACAGCAAAUCACCAACCCCUAAGCACUAGUGCAGCAAAUGGACCAGGAGAUGAUAGUUCCCUUUCCUUUGGGACACCAAUGUGAAUGGAUGUAAUGAUUCGUACAUCAUAAUGGCUGGAAGAGGGAAAGGAGGUCCAGAGUCAUCCUUUUGGCACAAGUGACUGUCACUUUUCUUUUGUUGGGAAAUUUUGCAAUCGAAUCGAUUUGCUUCAGGCAAAUUUCUUACCUUUGUUUUUAAUAUUAACAAUUACCAAUAUUAAGCUUCACUUUCAUUGUGCUAGCAAAAUUGUUUGUUCAUUAGAUCUGACUAGUUUUAAGUUAAGCUCACGUUAUGUUUGUUAUGGAAUUCAUCACUAUUAUAAAUUUAUUUAUUCCUCAUCUUCCCCAACUUUCA